Messenger RNA from Oncorhynchus keta (chum salmon), 451 nucleotides. RefSeq names its product NADH dehydrogenase [ubiquinone] 1 beta subcomplex subunit 3. Gene Ontology annotation, biological process: mitochondrial respiratory chain complex I assembly; electron transport chain. The transcript has 3 exons. The coding region runs from base 167 to 433 and encodes 88 amino acids. The record is from RefSeq and is a predicted model, not a curated record. NCBI's taxonomy places the organism in Eukaryota, Metazoa, Chordata, Actinopteri, Salmoniformes, Salmonidae. Gene Ontology annotation, cellular component: mitochondrion.
CACUGGAUUGUUUGCGCUCCGACAAAAGACGUACUAAGUGUGGUCUCUUUCGUGUACCGUAGCAGUGCCGUACAUCAGAUGCAAUUGUCGAAGUGCUUCAUCCACAACAGAGGUCACAAACAGACAGCUAGCUAGUUCCACAACUCAACCCCCGCUGUGUGUUAGGAUGGGAGGAGACCACGGCAGUAAAUUAAACCUGCCAGACUUUAAGCGGUGGAAGGUCGAGGGAACGCCUCUGGAGUUCACACAGCAGAGGCUGGCGGCUAGAGGACUGAAGGACCCAUGGGCACGUAACGAGGUGUGGAGGUACGUGGGAGGCUUCAGUCGUCCUGUAUCCCUGGGAGACGUGAUGCUGAGGGGCUUUAAAUGGGGCUUCGCUGCCUUCGCUGUGGCUCUGACUGUAGAGUACGCUCUUUCCCCCAAAGAAGUCUGACCACUGACUGACCUUUAA